This is a messenger RNA of Pomacea canaliculata, 1070 nucleotides long. RefSeq names its product meiotic recombination protein REC114-like. The transcript has 6 exons. The coding region runs from base 66 to 590 and encodes 174 amino acids. NCBI's taxonomy places the organism in Eukaryota, Metazoa, Mollusca, Gastropoda, Architaenioglossa, Ampullariidae. The record is from RefSeq and is a predicted model, not a curated record.
CCGCUGCAGCAGACGACCACGAACCAGGCAUUAACAUUUAUGUGGUUAAGCCAAAAAUAUUUACCAUGGCCCCACGAGCAACGUGGCAACUAGAAAAAUAUGCUAGAUAUGUUGUUACUAAAAAAGGAACCACAUCAGGAGAAUGGAAGUACUACAGUGACAAGCCAUGCCAGCGCCUGGUGAUGACUCUUACGGACACCGAGCAUCUGGUUAUUUGCCACGGAUCCUGCAUUCUGGAAAGCCAUUCCUUAGUGACCGCGCGAGCGUGGAUGCGAGGUCUAAGCAAGACUGAUAGCCUCCUCCUUAUGUAUAAAUACAAGGAUGGUACAAGAAGAUUUCGAGUGAAAUUCUGUCGCAGUAGAUUGCAGACAGGAAGCAGUGUGUGCGCAGAGGCUGCAGACACUUUGUCCAAGUUCUUUCCUGUGAAGGUUACCGAGGAGCAGGUCAUGCAAUCAGCUGACAAGAAUCAAGUGAGAGGACAACCUGCUGCAGUUUUAUCAGGAGAGGUAACUCUGGGAGUAUUAGCUGAGACGCUUCUUUCUGGCAAAAACAACGAAGUGCUAUCUGCUGCCUACAAAGGCUCAUCCUAAAGCAAGUGAAAUCGUUGGGAUGCAAAUGGUGCCUGAUGACGUCGUAUCACGUUACUUAUGCCUGUUCUUAGCCGACCCAUCAUUCCCAGCGCUGGUGGAGCAGGUGGAAAAACAAUUACAAACAAUAAUCAACGACAGCCGAGAGUAAAGAAACAUGCACGGAAGCCGUUGCUUCACUCCGUCUUUAGGGCAAAUGUGAACUGUUGAUUGUUAAGAAUAUAAACAAUCGAACUGAAGCCAUGGGGUGCAGGUGGGUGGGAGGAUGCAGUAGGGCACGCAGCUCAGCUUGUCUCUGCUCAGCAACUAUGUGUUGGACCGUGCGUGUUACAUGCGGUGAGUACAAACAGAUCAACACUCCGCAUCAUGCAGACACGGAGAAGUUUGAUAAAACAUCCCGCGUUAUCUAAAGAUUGAAAAGCAGACAGGUAUAUUAUUUGAACACUCGCAAUAUGUAGUCACAGAGAAAGGUAAAUGUGAACA